AUGGACAUGGACACCAAAGACAACCGUCUCCCCGACAAGGUGGACUACGCCGCCGGUGACUGCCACGACGACACCGCGUUGCUGCGUCGCAUAGACUGGCGGAUCUUGCCGGUGAUGUUCCUGACUUAUUUCCUGCAGUUUGUGGAUAAGAUCUCUCUCAACUACGCCAAUGUGAUGGGCCUGCAGGAGGACCUGGGAAUGAGCGGGAAUGAUUUCUCGUGGCUCGCGACGGCCUUCUUCAUUGCUUAUGCCGUGGCCGAAGUGCCGCAGGGAAUCCUCCUCCAACGGUUCCCCAUCACCAGAGUCCUAGGCGUGAACGUCUUCUUCUGGGGCGUGACGCUCUGCUGCUCUGCCGCGGUCAAGAACUACGCUGGCCUGUGUGCCUUGCGGGUCCUGCUAGGGAUGAUGGAGGCUGUAAUCGCACCCGCCUUGACAAUGUACACCAGCAUGUGGUACACAAGGGCCGAGUCCACCCCGCGCUACGGCCUCUGGUACAGCGGCCUAGGCAUGGGCCAGAUCAUCGGCGGCCUGAUCUCGUUCGGCGCGCAGCACGCACCGCCCCAGCUCCCAUUCCACGGGUGGCGCAUCAUGUUCGUUGCCGUGGGUGCCGUGAAUAUCGUUGUAUCCGCCCUCGUGCUAUCCGUUCUCCCCGAAUCGCCCGCCAGCGCUACAAGCUUCCUCACGGCGGCCCAGCGCGCCAGGAUCGCCGAGCGCCUUCGCGCCGAUGCCGCAGGUGUCGGGGACAAGGUGUUCCGGUGGCAGUCGCUGCUUGGGGCGCUAGGGGAUGUGCAGACGUGGCUGCUGGUCGUGCUGGCGAUUCUAAUCACCAUCCCCAGCGGGGUGAUCACGACGUUUAGCGCCAUCCUGAUCAAGGACUUUGGAUAUACCAGCAAGCAGAGCGCGCUCUUGAACAUGCCGUCUGGGGUGGUGAGUAUAGCUGCCACGAUGCUGUCCACUUGGGCGAUUGCGCGGGGGAACUCUCGCUGGGUGGCGAUUGAUAUCUUGCUCGUUCCGACCUUGCUGGGGGCGUGUUUGAUGUCGUUUUUGCCCAGGGCGAAUCAGGGUGGGUGUUUGGCGGGGAUUUAUCUGGUGAAUACGACUGUCGCGCCGUUGGCGUUGAUUUUCGCGUGGACUGGCGCCAAUUUCAAGGGAUACACUAUGAAGGUGGCAGGAAGCUCUCUCGUCUCCGCAGCGUUCAGCAUCGCGAACAUCAUCGGCCCACUGACCUUCCAGGCCAAAGAUGCCCCGGAAUACAUCCCUGCCAAAAUCACCAUUCUGGCAGUUAAUGCAGGCGCCAUCGUCGUAGCCACGAGUCUGCGCGUCGUGUAUGGGAUGCGCAACGCGCGGGCACAACGCACAGGAGGCCCAGCACGCAGUCGGAUGGAGGCAAAGCUGGCGGGGCGUGGUGAGGAAGAGGGGGGCGUGCAUGAUGAUGUGUCUUUCCGAUAUGUUUAUUAA
Messenger RNA from Aspergillus puulaauensis, 1458 nucleotides. RefSeq lists its product as uncharacterized. Gene Ontology annotation, cellular component: membrane. The transcript is spliced from 7 exons. The record is from RefSeq and is a predicted model, not a curated record. Lineage: Eukaryota; Fungi; Ascomycota; Eurotiomycetes; Eurotiales; Aspergillaceae. The coding region runs from base 1 to 1458 and encodes 485 amino acids. Gene Ontology annotation, biological process: transmembrane transport. Gene Ontology annotation, molecular function: transmembrane transporter activity.